Abrus precatorius (Indian licorice) is the source of this 1770-nucleotide messenger RNA. RefSeq lists its product as uncharacterized. The record is from RefSeq and is a predicted model, not a curated record. The coding region runs from base 1 to 1770 and encodes 589 amino acids. The transcript has 6 exons. Gene Ontology annotation, molecular function: zinc ion binding; nucleic acid binding. NCBI's taxonomy places the organism in Eukaryota, Viridiplantae, Streptophyta, Magnoliopsida, Fabales, Fabaceae.
AUGGCUAGACCAAGAAGAUAUGCUGCAAACCCUCCUCUUGCUGACGUGAACCAAAUGGCUCACGCCAUGCAGGCCAUGGCAGCCACUGUGAGACACAGUCUAGAUAUGAUUCAGCAGCAGCAAGCUGCAAACCAAGCCGCUGCUGCAGCACAGGCAGCAGCAGCUACUGCCUCAGCUGCACCUCCUCCUGAAUACCAAGGGUUGUCAGAGUUCAGGAAGAACAAUCCUCUUCAAUUCACAGGGGUGGAUGGACCAGAUGCUGCUGAACUCUGGAUCAGGGGGAUUGAGAAGAUCUUCCUAACCAUGGGUUGCGCCGAGGAGAGGAAGGUGUUAUAUGCUACAAGUAGUUUUCUGGGAAAGUUUUUCCCUGCUCAUGUUCGUGUUGCCAAGGAGCGGGAGUUUCUAAACUUGGUGCAGGGAAACUCAUCAGUCUAUGAGUAUGCAAUACAGUUUGAACGGCUCUACGGAUUUUAUUCUCACCCGACCUCGGUAGAAUGGAGAUGUCAGAGGUUUUCAGACGGGCUAAGAACUGACAUAAAGAGGAUUUUGAUCCCACUCAAGAUCACAGAAUUUGCUGACUUGGUGGAUCAAGCCACCAUGAUAGAAAGUCUUAAUGCAGAGGAUGUUGGUGGAGUUGGGAAGGCUCCAUCUAGUAGAGCCGCUAGUAGCUAUGGUAAUGGAAGUAAGGGUGCUAAGAAGGGCCCCUACAGUCGGUGUGGUGGGCCACACUAUCUGAGCCAGUGCCCACAGGCUGAUGUCAGAGUUUGCUUCUCGUGCCAACAGCCAGGGCACUUUGCUAGAGACUGUCCUAUGCCUAUUAGGGCAGUUUCGUCUUUUGCUAGCGCAUUACACGCUGUGAGGCCUAAAGCGGCUAGAGCUCCGACGACAACCAGAUCAAGAGUAAAGGGACGUGUAUUCACUACUUCUGCAUCAGAGGCAGCCCAGGCGACGGAUCUCAUUCAAGGGAUAGCGGUAGUGGCAGAGGAUAUUCCUGGAAUACCUCCACGUAGAGAGGUGGAGUUUGCCAUAGAUUUGAUUCCUAGAGCUGAGCCAGUGUCUGUAGCACCUUACAGAAUGGCGCCGAAAGAGUUGAUGGAGCUUAAGGAGCAGAUUGAGGAUCUAAUGCGGAAACAGAUAAUUAGGCCAAGUGUAUCGCCUUGGGGAGUACCAGUUCUCUUGAUCCGAGUGAAGGAUGAAGAUAUUACUAAGACUGCUCCAACUGUGUUUAUGGAUUACAUGAAUCGGAUCUUUACACCUUUCCUAGAUCGAUUUGUGGUAGUCUUUAUUGAUGAUAUUUUGAUUUAUUCCAGUUCGUCAGAGGAACAUGCAGAGCAUUUGAGGAUUGUACUUAGUGUUUUAAGGGAGAAACAGUUGUAUGCUAAAUUGUCUAAGUCUAAGGGAAUUGCAGUUGAUCCUUUCAAAGUUGAAGCGGUGUUGCAGUGGGAACGGCAGGAGAUUGCCACAGAGAUUCGUAGUUUUGUGGGCCUAGCAGGUUACUACCGGAGAUUUAUAGAGGGAUUUACGAAGAUAGCUGCACCAUUGACCCGGUUAACUCGCCGUGAUCAACCUUUUGUAUGGAUUGAGGAAUGUGAGCAAAGCUUUAAUGAGUUGAAGCAGAGACUAACUUCCUCGCCGGUGUUGAUUCUCCCUGAUACUAGUCGACCGUUUGAGGUGUACUGUGAUGCUUCCCAUCAGGGAUUGGGAUGUGUGUUGAUGCAAGAUAAGAGAGUAGUAGCUUAUGCAUCUCGUCAAUUGCGAACUCAUGAGUGA